Molecule: messenger RNA, 1121 nt
Organism: Chara braunii
Lineage: Eukaryota; Viridiplantae; Streptophyta; Charophyceae; Charales; Characeae
Source: the annotation of a GenBank genome assembly
ACCAUGUUUCCUCGAUUUUAGCGCACUAUUGACUUCUGCCUGCGAGUCUGUAUAUGAGUGUGCACAAGCGAGAGAGAGAGAGAGAGAGAGAGAGAGAGAGAGAGAGAGGCGGACUUUUAUGUCGUAUUGUGUCUGUCUUGGAGAAGAGGUGGAAGACGUAGUAGUGGAGUUUGGUGGCUUUGGUGGUCACGAUGCUAAGAACUUGUUUGAGCUUCAAGUAAGUAAGAGAUCUUGUUCCAUUCUCCUACUGCGGUGGGUUCUCACAACCUCGCUCUCCCUAGAAGAAGGUGCCACCACACUGCCUCGAGUCACGACUACCUGAAUUCUGUAGAUUUCCGAAGAUUGUGAAGUAGGUGGUCAACGACUCAACGUGUCUCGUCUCUGCGGGUAGGCCCUGAAAGUGGCCACGGCCUCACUCAACCGUGACGACGAGCUUUUCUUGAGGUAAGUGGUACACAACUGUUCAGUGUUGCUUCUUCCUAGAGGACAUCGUAAUCGGGACUGAUGAUUGAUCGAAACGUCGAUAGGUUUCUUUAUAAUGCAGCCUGCCAGGACUGUGUUGUCGAACUAUGGCUUCUCUCCAGACUCGGACAAAGGCGUACUCGUGCGAGGGACACUGAUGGGCAGUAACGAGGACGAGGACGGCAAACAUCUACUACCGUCUUCACCGGUCAAUACAACGGCCGGUCAUUAUAGCUGUAUUUGGGCCACCUUCCCGUCUAGAUACGGCGAUAAUGACAGGGCGCGUUCUAUUCGGGUGAAGACGGUAGUGAAAGAAGAGAACUGUGGACAUGCUCCAGUUCUGACUUGUCGCUUUGAACGUUGAAGUAGAGUACUUUCUAGUGGGCGGCGUGUAGUUUCCAGUUCGUCACGGUCGCAACGACGGCGGCCGCAAACUUAUUGCCUCUCAUAAGGGGAAAGAGGGGCAUUGGGAAAACCAUAGCGAGGGGAAGAGGGGCAUUGGGAAAACCAGAGCGAGGAUAAGGAGGGGGAGGAAGAGUAGAGCAAGGUUUACGGCAGGGAGAGGAUGUGCAGCGGCCGGCCAGCCUAUUGACGAUACAAGCGAUUCUCCUGUUGUACUAUGGGAAGAUCCUUUUCAUUGAUAAACAAAAGGAAACAAG